AUGGCCUCAACCACCGAGUACGAAAUUUUAGAAACUCGAGGUCUCUCAGUCGACAUCCCAGACCAACUAGAUGAGAUUGUUCCAGGAUUUACAACAGUCAUCACGGAAUUUCAACGCGACAGAAAGAACCGUCUUAAUGCUGUCAACUUCUUCCUGGAGAACACCGAAAAGUCAAAGCCGCGACUCUUGGCCAACGAUGAGAUCGACUAUCUCAAAUUCCUGAUGUCGAAGCUACGUGCCAGCCUUCUUGAUGUACUGACUACCCAGCAGCCCAACCGUACUAACAAGCUCAGCGUUCAAUGGUACAUCACUGCUCUCCAGUGUGCAUUCAGUCAGCACAGAGAAGCCAAACACUUGCAGACCGGUAAGUCGCAGGAUAUCGAAGAUCUACUCGCCGUGCUCAGCAUCAAGAAUGACACGCAAGCCAGCGAAAAGAUCGAAGAGAUGAUGGAGAGCCUCAAGCUGUGA
Messenger RNA from Cyphellophora europaea CBS 101466, 468 nucleotides. RefSeq lists its product as uncharacterized. Bases 1 to 468 code for a protein of 155 amino acids. The transcript has a single exon. The record is from RefSeq and is a predicted model, not a curated record. Lineage: Eukaryota; Fungi; Ascomycota; Eurotiomycetes; Chaetothyriales; Cyphellophoraceae.